GGGGGGCGGGGGGGCGACCGUCCCAUUCAAGAGCGUGAUUCUGAGGUUUGCGGCAAUACUUGGAGCCUGCAGAGCCUUCGCUGGUUCACGAGGUCCUUGCGAGUUGACCCCCGCGACCACCAGGCAGGAGAGAAGACCCAUUUCACAGAUGAGGUAGCGCUAUCCCCAAGUCCUCAACGAGGAAACCAAGAAACCUCUAGUUCGGGUUCUCAGCGCAAAGGUGGAGCCGCGGAGCACUCGGGCACUCCCCGGCGUGGGCGCUCCGGGCAGGCGGGCCUUGGCCCGGGACGCUCGGCAGCUUGGAACGGUGGGCCGGCUACCGGGCCUGCCACGCAGCCGCAGAGGCUCGGCCCCGCCGGCGGGCGGCAGGAAGAGAGGCGACGCCCCCUGGAGCGCGGCAGGAACCCGGCCCGGCCCGCCUCCCAGUCCGCCUAGCCGCGCCGGUCCCUGAAGUGGUGAAAGCCGCGGCCGAGUCCAGGUCACACCGAAGCCGUUGCCCUUUUAAGGGGGAGCCUUGAAACGGCGCCCGGGUUCCAUGUUUGCAUCCGCCUCGCGGGGAGGAAACUCCAUGUUGUAACAAAGUUUCCUCCGCGCCCCCUCCCUCCCCCUCCCCCCUAGAACCUGGCUCCCCUCCCCUCCGAAGCUCGCGGGGAUCCCUCCCUCCCACCCCUCCCCUCCCCCCCGCGCCCCGAUUCCGGCCCCAGCCGGGGGGGAGGCCGGGCGCCCGGGCCAGAGUCCGGCCGGAGCGGAGCGCGCCCGGCCCCAUGGACAGCUCGGCCGUCAUUACUCAGAUCAGCAAGGAGGAGGCUCGGGGCCCAUUGCGGGGCAAAGGUGACCAGAGGUCAGCAGCUUCCCAGAAGCCCCGAAGCCGGGGCAUCCUCCACUCGCUGUUCUGCUGCGUCUGCCGGGACGAUGGGGAAGCCUUGCCUGCCCACAGUGGGUCGCCCCUGCUUGUGGAGGAGAAUGGUGCCAUCCCCAAGCAGACCCCAGUCCAGUACCUGCUCCCCGAGGCCAAGGCCCAGGACUCAGACAAGAUCUGCGUGGUCAUCGACCUGGAUGAGACCCUGGUGCACAGCUCCUUCAAGCCAGUGAACAACGCCGACUUCAUCAUCCCUGUGGAGAUUGAUGGGGUGGUCCACCAGGUCUACGUGCUGAAGCGGCCUCACGUGGAUGAGUUCCUGCAGCGAAUGGGCGAGCUCUUUGAAUGUGUGCUGUUCACUGCCAGCCUCGCCAAGUACGCAGACCCAGUAGCUGACCUGCUGGACAAGUGGGGGGCCUUCCGUGCCCGGCUGUUUCGAGAGUCCUGUGUCUUCCACCGGGGGAACUAUGUGAAGGACCUGAGCCGGCUGGGCAGAGACCUGCGGCGGGUACUCAUCCUGGACAACUCGCCCGCCUCCUACGUCUUCCAUCCGGACAAUGCCGUACCGGUGGCAUCGUGGUUUGACAACAUGAGUGACACAGAGCUCCACGACCUCCUCCCCUUCUUUGAGCAACUCAGCCGCGUGGACGACGUAUACUCAGUGCUCAGGCAGCCUCGGCCAGGGAGCUAGUGAGGGUGAUGGGGCCAGGACCUGCCCCUGACCGACAGCGACACCCACACCUCCUACCAGGAUGACUGCCCGGGCCUUUGUUAGGAAAACCCACGGGCCGCCGCCACACUCAGUGCCAUGGGGAAGUGGGUGUCUCCCCCACUAGCCCUGCCAGGUGGCAUAGGGACAGCAGGCUGCACUGAGGACCAUGAGCCUGGGGCCCCCUGUCAGUGCCUUUGAACCUCCUCCCCUCUUCUCAGGGGACCUGGGGGCCCUGCCUGCUGCUCCCUUUUUCUGUCUCUGUCCAUGCUGCCGUGUUUCUCUGCUGCCAAAUCGGGCCCCUUGGCCCCUUCCAGUUCUGCUUCCUGGGGGCAGGGUUCCUGCCUUGGGCCCCCAGUCUGGGAACGGUGGACAUCAAGUGCCUUGCAUAGAGCUCCCUCUUCCCCACCCAGCUUUCCCAGGGGCACAGCUCUAGGCUGGGAGGGGAGCACCAGUGCCUCCCCCUGCCCCACCUCCUCCCUUGGGAUUGAGAGGGCCCCCACCAAUCUCUGCCUUUGCUUGGGAGGGAGGAGAGGUCUGGUAGCACUGGGAAAGGAAGCAGGAGUCUGUCCUUUAGGCCCCUCAGGGCAGCUUCUCCAGGGCUGACAGCUGAGGGCUGCUCCCCGCAUCACCCAAGCUACCACCUCAGACUCAGCCUUCACCAGCCCUGGGGCUUGGUUCCCCCAGCCCCUGAGUGGGGGCAAAGGCAAGACCCUCUUGUGGUGCCAUAUAAAUAUGUAUAUGUGUAUAUAGAUUUUUAGGGGAAGGAGAGAGGGAAGGGUCAGGGUAGAGACACCCCUCCCUUGCCCCUUUCCUGGGCCCAGAAGUUGGGGGGAGGGAGGGAAAGGAUUUUUACAAUUUUUUAAACUGCUAUUUUCUGAAUGGAACAAGCUGGGCCCAGGAGCUCCAGGGCCUGUCCUCUGCCUCUCACACCCCUUUGCUCCGUUCAUUCAAAAAACAUUUCUUGAGCACCUUCUGUGCCCAGCAUAUGCUAGGCCCACCAGCUAAGUAUGUGUGGGGUCUCUACGCCAGCUCAUCAGUGCCUCCUCAUCCACCCGACUUCACCAGUGCCUUUGGAGGAUCUGUAGGAGGUGGGAUCUUUUGUGGGGUUUGGGGAUCUCCAGGAAGCCCUGCCAAGCUGUCCCCCUUCCCUGUGCCAACCCAUCCUCUACAGCCCCCUGCCUGAUCCCCUGCUGGCUGGGGGCCGCUGCGGGGAUAUCCUGCCUUCCAACUCCAACUGAAGCCCCUCCCAACGAGGCGAUUCCGGAGGUCAAGGCCUUGGGCUCUCCCCAAGCUCUAAAGGUUAAGGGGACCCACAUACCAGUGCCAAGGGGGAUGUCAAGUGGCGGUUUCGUGGUGCCUCCCUCCCGCAGAGUUGGGGGGCGAAUACGGUUGGUCUGCGUCAGGUGGCUUUGCCAUUUAAGUGCCUUCUCUGUGACAGCGCCCUAGAGUGAUGAGAACUAAAGAGAAAGCCAGACCCC
Messenger RNA from Saimiri boliviensis boliviensis (Bolivian squirrel monkey), 3049 nucleotides. RefSeq names its product CTD small phosphatase 1 (gene CTDSP1). The record is from RefSeq and is a predicted model, not a curated record. NCBI's taxonomy places the organism in Eukaryota, Metazoa, Chordata, Mammalia, Primates, Cebidae. Gene Ontology annotation, molecular function: RNA polymerase II CTD heptapeptide repeat phosphatase activity.